Phaedon cochleariae (mustard beetle) is the source of this 2095-nucleotide messenger RNA. The record is from the annotation of a GenBank genome assembly. NCBI's taxonomy places the organism in Eukaryota, Metazoa, Arthropoda, Insecta, Coleoptera, Chrysomelidae.
AAAAAUAAUAAAAACGUUGCAAGGUUGCAUAGCGGUAUAAAACAUGAGUUUAAAGAUAAAUGACAUUAAAAGUUGUAUUAUAUCCUAGUUACAGUUCACAGAUUGUACAAUGAAGUUUAUGCUCUGGCUACUUGCCCUAUCAGGCUACAUCAUAGUAGUAAAAUGCUCCCUGAGCCCCUUAGUCAUCAACCCAGGAGGCAUCGGAGGGAUUUUCAAAGGACCCAACUCAGAAACGAUAAUCAAGGGGCCAGAUGGCAGCGUUAUCACAUCAGAAUCUGAGGGGGGCGAAAUCCACACUGGUACUGGAUUUCAGCCCAUUGUGGUAGCUGAAACCGUAGACAUCAGUGGGCAAGCUGAUUCAGAAAUCAAUGCUAUCGCAUCCUUUGGCACUACAGGUACCGUGGAUUUGUUUCAAAACGGAGAUCAAGCUGUUCUACCAGUGUUAGGACCAGUUGGAGGGCAUCUUCCAGUAACUAUAGCUCCACCACUGGAACCCGUAAUAUCAGCAACUGCAGCUCCCACAUUAGCUUCGGCAGCACCUGUGAUUACUCUGAAUGCGCCCAUAGAGAUUGCACAGCAGGAGCCUCACAUAAUUGAGACAGAAAUCGUAGAUACUCCUGUUAUUGAGCCAAAUCAAUCUUCUGAUUUGAUAGGACCAUCUGGGAGAAUUUCAACAAGAGGGUCCAGCUCAAUUAUUUCUGGUCCAGCUUCGACAACGAUUUCAGAACCAGCAAGAAUAGCGGUAGUAGCUCCUUCUGUACCAAUUGUAGUAUCUUCUAUCACUACUCCAUUGCAUCAUACUCCGCUUGUACAGGUCAACGAAGAGAUACCCCUAGCAGUUUCCAACCCUCUGAACUCAAGAGCAGUACCAGCAAGUGAUCCCAGACUACCGCUCAUUCCAAUCACUGCUCCUCCAAUAAAUGUAGAUUCCACCUUAGUUCCAUCUCUUGGCAGCAGUAGCAUAGCACAUCCAUCAGAUUCAAAAUAUAUUGAUACGAAAUGGGGUUCCACCUUGGCACCUCCAUUACUUAGAAAUUCUCCAACAUCUGACGGUUACCAGGGGAAUGUUGUAGGUAUAAGUUCUACUUUAGUGCCAUCAGUAUUAGGACAAGAUUGGGAUGAUAAAGUUGUUCCUCAAAUACAAUAUUCGACUGUUUCAUCUAUAAUCGACGAAAAUCAAGUCUGGAGUUCUACGAUAGCAUCACCUGAUUCAUUGGGUAGUAACAAUAACAUAGUGCAACCCUCUUCCUCAUUUGGUAUCAUCAAUAACUUAGAUGUUGACAGGAGGAUAGUUUCUACUACUCCUAGUCCCGAGCAAUCAACACCAUCGACAAUACUAUCGUCAACCGAUAUAUCAAUUCAGGCAGGAAGCAAUCUACAACAAAAUCUCGAUCAAGCACUGGCUACUAAUAGGCAACUGAUAUUGAACCCUAACACUAUACCUUCCAGAAAUAUCAUACCUCCUGAAAUAGGUCCUAUCCCCAAUGGAAAUAUCGAUUUAGGUACAACAAUAGAAGUGUCUUCAGUACCAAAAGCUCCAGGAUUUGCAGUGAUAAGCAAGUCACAAAACAAUCAAAUAAACUAUUAUAAUCCUGAGAACAGAUUCCUCAAUGAUAGAGUUCCAGAUGAUGGAAGAUUUCAAGGUGGAAUACCUGAUCAACCUCUAGUAUUCUCGAGAAUAGAUUCUGUUCAGAACGAAGUGCUCCCUGUGGAUUCAAGAAAUGAUUUCAGUAAUGAAAUAUACCCACAAACAAUUGGAGGAAAUUAUCCAUUACUAAGAAGCACCCAACCAAAUGCUCACAGUAUCUACCCAGAGAGGAGGUAUGAGACGAAAUUGGGAAAUCAAGGGGUGGAUUCAUCACAAAUACAGGUGGCAAACAUUCUCCAGCCCCCAGUAGAAAAUCGUUCACAGGAUUUUCCUGCUCCUGGAGAACGUGCUUUCUAUGAUGACAGCGGGACUGAAGUAUUAUGGAAUAGGUACGGAAGACGUGCUAAAUUUGAGAGGUCUUAGACUUAGAUUUGGAGACAAUUUCUCAGACGAAUUACUAGUCAGUGCAGACAAAGAGGUGAUGGCAUGCAAUGUCUUAUAAUUUCA